Messenger RNA from Hyaloperonospora brassicae, 606 nucleotides. The record is from the annotation of a GenBank genome assembly. Lineage: Eukaryota; Oomycota; Peronosporomycetes; Peronosporales; Peronosporaceae.
AUGUACGAGAGGACGCUGUUGGUGAACGGGUUCUCAAAGGCGCAUGCCAUGACCGGCUUACGUGUCGGCUACCUCGCGGCACCCAAGCAUUAUAUCGAUCCUUGUACACUGCUGCAGGCCCAGCUAACGUCGUGUCCAAAUACUGUGGGCCAGGUGGCUGCUGUCGAGGCACUCAAAAAGGAGCUGGAGUGUAUGGAGAAGGGUGAGCGUCGCAUUGCAGCGGUGAUGAAGAAUCUGGAUGUGAAGCGCCACUACAUCGUCAAGCGACUGACUGCCAUGCCUAACGUGCGCUUCGCCUACCCGACAUCAGCGUUCUAUGUAUUCUUGGACUUGUCGUCUUACUUCCAGGGCAAGAAGGUCGUCAUUGCGAACGAGCGUGUGUCCCUGGCGAGCGUCGAUGACUUCUGUGCGCACUUGUUGCAACAUUCGCAUAUUGCCGUUGUGCCUGGUUCGGAGUUUGGCGACGAGUUCGGCAUGCGCAUUUCGUACGCGAGCUCGAUGGAAGCGAUCGAACACGCAAUGGACGGAAUGGAGCAGUUGCUCAAGUCGUUGACUUUUGUCAGCAGUGACAGCGACCCAUCGAUGUCGUCGCCCGCAUGUAGCUGA